AUGCUCAGUGUCAAUGAGCAAGAUGAUAAAAAGUCAACUCGUCCGCCUUUGCGUUGCGAAAUGACUGCCCUGGUUUUGCACUACGCCCAUUUAGUUGUGGCAGCAUGGAUAUUUGUCUACUGCCACGCAAUUUCAGACCAUGUCACUGGGAACGAUUCUGCCUUCAAUAUGAGAUACAACUGUUUGAUGGCUUACGGAGCUCCUGCAGUAUUCGUUCUGUUCGCAUAUGCUGUGACACCAGACAGUUACGAAUCAAAGAACUACUGUUGGAUGUCCGCUCAGAAAGGAAUGUUUUUGAACUACAUGCUUCCUGUAACUUCGUUGAUUAUAGUAAACACUGUUUUUGCAACAUUUGCUUUAAAAUCUGUGAACCAAAAAAUUCAAAAUGCCUUAACUGUCAGUAUAGAAAGCAUUCUGGAUCCUGCCAAUGUACCAAAGAUUAUAACUUCAGAACUGAAUUUGGAUGAGGAGUUAUUAUUCGAAGCCUCUGAAUGGAGAAGUGAUUUCAAAAAUAAAAAUUUAAUGAAAAGUAAUUUAAAUAAACCACUGGAUAUCCUAGAUAGCGAUCAAUAUCAAAAAACCUUAGACAGUUUAGAGAAAACCAAAACUACAGAUCAGAAAAACCUGAACAUAUACGUAGACAUAGAAAAUGCUAAAUAUUCUGCCGAUAACCCAAACAUUUUUUAUGAAAUUGGUACAAGUAAAGAUUAUGAAUACCAAACAGUUGUAGAACAUCCUAAAGAUACGGAAAAGGUUCCGUACUAUGACUGCUGUGACCACCACCACCGUUCAAAUAAUGAUAGACUUGGUGAUUUAGCAAGUGUUUCCUUAGGCGAUUUUUCGCUGCAAAGUAGCGAUUUUCCAGAACUUAGUGACUUUAGAAAAUGUCUAAGAUUUGCAAUAUUUUUGCAACCUGCUUAUGAUGUUUGCUGGUUUCUGGGUGUGGUAGCUGUAGAGAAUGCUACCAGCUCCAAUGUUAUGCCUGUGGUCUUCAUUGUAUGCUUCAAUAUUUUGAGCUGGGUAAUAUUCGCGCGUUCUGCAUCGCUAUGCCCCUUAAUCAACCGCAAUUCAUCUACUGAAUCAGGCAACUCGGAAACAUCUUCUACUCAUAAUUACCACAAUUGUUAUGAUACAAUAAAUUCCAGAGGUGGUUCAUCCUCCAAGCAGAGAAGCUGUUCCAUGUCAGAUGAUAUCCCAUUAUUACUCAAUGCUUCUAGUCCGUACAGUUCAGCAUACCGAGCAGGAAAUGCAGACAAUGAAUUGGCAACCACAGAAUUGGCUUCUUGUUCUAGAUCCAUGACUGGUGCAGACGUCAUAUGCACCAUAACAAAUUAG
Ctenocephalides felis (cat flea) is the source of this 1335-nucleotide messenger RNA. RefSeq lists its product as uncharacterized. Gene Ontology annotation, biological process: adenylate cyclase-activating G protein-coupled receptor signaling pathway; cell surface receptor signaling pathway. Gene Ontology annotation, molecular function: G protein-coupled receptor activity. NCBI's taxonomy places the organism in Eukaryota, Metazoa, Arthropoda, Insecta, Siphonaptera, Pulicidae. Bases 1 to 1335 code for a protein of 444 amino acids. The record is from RefSeq and is a predicted model, not a curated record. The transcript has 4 exons. Gene Ontology annotation, cellular component: membrane.